Molecule: messenger RNA, 1710 nt
Organism: Prorocentrum cordatum
Lineage: Eukaryota; Dinophyceae; Prorocentrales; Prorocentraceae
Source: the annotation of a GenBank genome assembly
AUGGGCGAGGCGAACCUCGCCAUCGCCGUGGCCGUGGCUGCCCCGCCGGCGCCCCCCGCCGCCAUGUCCGCCCGCCUCGUCACGGCCGCGCAGCAUGCGGGGUUAGCGGCGUGCGCCGCGCGCCACUUGCACGCCUCGGCGCAGAGGCCCGCCGCCAAGAUGAGCCCCGCCGAGCUCACGAAGAUCCUCAGCGACCGCAUCUCGAACUUCUCCGACCAGCAGGACGUCCAGGAGGUCGGCCGUGUGCUCAGCGUCGGGGACGGCAUCGCCCGCAUCUACGGCCUCAAGGGCGUGAAGGCCGGCGAGAUGGUCGAGUUCUCCAGCGGCCUCAAGGGCAUGGCCCUCAACCUGGAGACCGACAACGUCGGCGUGGUGGUGUUCGGGGACGACCGCGCCAUCGUCGAGGGCGACAGCGUCAAGUGCACGGGCACGAUCGUCGACGUGCCCAUCGGCGAUGCCCUCCUGGGGCGCGUCGUGGACGCCCUGGGGACCCCCAUCGACGGCCAGGGGCCCAUUGCCACGAAGGAGCGGCGCCGGGUGGAGCUCAAGGCCCCCGGCAUCAUCCCGCGCCAGAGCGUGCACGAGCCGAUGACCACCGGCCUGAAGGCGGUCGACAGCCUCAUCCCCAUCGGCCGCGGCCAGCGCGAGCUCAUCAUCGGCGACCGGCAGACGGGCAAGACGGCCAUCGCGAUCGACACGAUCUUGAACCAGAAGUCGAUCAACGCGUCGCCGGACAAGAAGGCGCACCUGUAUUGCAUCUACGUCGCGGUCGGCCAGAAGCGCUCCACCGUCGCCCAGCUCUUCGAGAUCCUGCGCAAGAACGACUGCCUGAAGUACACCACCAUCGUGGCGGCCACCGCCUCGGACGCCGCGCCGCUGCAGUUCCUCGCCCCCUACACGGGCUGCGCCAUGGCGGAGUACUUCCGCGACACCGGCAAGCACGCCGUGAUCUUCUACGACGACCUCUCCAAGCAGGCCGUGGCCUACCGGCAGAUGUCCCUCCUGCUCCGCCGCCCGCCCGGCCGCGAGGCCUACCCGGGCGACGUGUUCUACCUCCACUCCCGCCUGCUCGAGCGCGCGGCCAAGAUGAACGAGGAGACGAUGGGUGGUGGCUCCCUGACAGCGCUGCCGGUCAUCGAGACCCAGGCUGGGGACGUGAGCGCCUACAUCCCCACGAACGUGAUCAGCAUCACAGACGGGCAGAUCUUCUUGGAGACGGAGCUGUUCUACAAGGGUAUCCGGCCCGCCGUCAACGUCGGCCUGUCGGUGAGCCGCGUCGGUUCCGCGGCGCAGAUCAAGGCGAUGAAGCAAGUGGCUGGUACUUUGAAGCUGGAGUUGGCGCAGUACCGUGAGGUGGCGGCCUUCGCGCAGUUCGGCUCUGACCUGGACGCGUCCACCCAGCACCAGCUGCUGCGCGGCGGCAUCCUCACCGAACUCCUGAAGCAGAAGCAGUUCGUGCCGAUGACUACGGCAGAGAUCAUCACGUCGUUGUGGUCGGGCACCCGCGGGUACCUCGACAAGGUGGCAACGAAGGAGGGGAGAAUCCUCCGCUUCGAGGCCCUGUGGCUCGAUUUCGUCAAGGGCAGCAAGGGCGAGAUCCUGGACACAAUCAUGACCAAGAAGCAGAUCACACCCGAGGUGGAGUCCGGGCUCAAGGCCGCCAUGGACGAGUUCCUGGGCAUGAACGAGUUCGAGGGCCGCGCGACGUAA